This is a messenger RNA of Dovyalis caffra, 351 nucleotides long. The record is from the annotation of a GenBank genome assembly. NCBI's taxonomy places the organism in Eukaryota, Viridiplantae, Streptophyta, Magnoliopsida, Malpighiales, Salicaceae.
AUGGUGACGAAUUUUCGUGAAGGACUUGCGCUUGGGAGAAGAAUACGUGGCCUCCAUGGAAGCGUCUUUAAGUCACUCAGAAAUCUCUCAGUUCGUGCCUCCAAGGAUGAUUCAGUUUAUAAUGCCACUCCUCCAACGGUGUCAUCGUGGUCGCUUUUCUUUACGGUGGCUUUCUCUGCCGUACCUUUGACUUUGUACAUUCCACCUGUGAGGAGCUUGAAUCUCUUUGUGGAAACCAUGGAAGAUCUGUUAAGGGAGUCAAGAGGUUAUACUGCCAGGUUCUAUCCGCGUGCAAGGCACGUGUGGUCUAGGUUAUUGGAUGUUUUGCUUUGCAAUUUCAGGUCAGAGUAG